This is a messenger RNA of Stylonychia lemnae, 1545 nucleotides long. NCBI's taxonomy places the organism in Eukaryota, Ciliophora, Spirotrichea, Sporadotrichida, Oxytrichidae. The record is from the annotation of a GenBank genome assembly.
AUGGUUUUGAGAUGCACCGUCGAUAAUUGCAAUAAAAUUUUUUCUUGCAAGAAGACUCUUAAGGAACAUAAUAGAACUCACACCGGAGAGCGCCCUUACGCUUGCCAAGUUUGCAAUAAAACAUUUGCACAAAACUCCUCAUUGCAAAAGCACAGAAGAGUUCAUGAUAAAUUAAGACCAUACUCUUGCAAUUUCGAAGAUUGCAAAGCUAAUUUUUCCUAGAUAAGCAACUUGAUCAGACACAAAAGAAUUCAUUCAGGUGAAAAGCCAUAUAAAUGUGAGUAUUGUGAUCGGCAAUUCGCAUCUGGUUCUAAUUUUAAACAGCAUUUGCAAAUUCAUGCCAACGAUGGUUCAAGAAUCCAAUACAAGUGCAUUGUUGAAGAUUGUGAUAAGUUUUAUUACUAUUUCAGCUCACUCAAGAAGCAUAUCGAGGUUUUCCAUCCUAUUUAGUAUGAGACCUUCUUAAAUGAUUAAUCAAGUAAAAUUUUUACCUCAAAUUAGAUAUAUAAUUUAGACUUACCCUCGAACUUAAAGGAACAAACUUUGUGUAAAGAAGAUUAUAGCUCAAAGAGAUCUAAAAAGAGCAAGCAGAAAGCUAAACACUAACAAUAAUAAAAUGAUAAGAUUGAAGAGACAUCUUAGAUUUAAAAUGCGGAUUCAUUAUUGAGUAAAACGAUUACAGCGAAUUAAGAAAUCUCAUAAUAAUAAUUACCUGAAAGUUACGAUAUUAUGUAAAAUCAGAGUAAAUCGAGACCUAAAAAUUCUAAUUAUAGCCUAAAUAUCUCAUAAUAAUAGAAUUAGAUUAGCAUCCAAAAUUCAUCGAUAAAUAAAAUUGAAGAAUUCGAUAACAUCUCCCUAUCAAAAUAAUCAGGAGAUUAAAAUCAUCUCAAGCAAGAAAAUUGUCACGCUUUUAAUAUAUCAAUAACUAAUAUUGAUGAUCAAGUUUGUAAAAUUCCAUCUCCAUAAAAUAUGACAAAUUAAUCCCGAGACCAAGAUGUAUUACAAUAUUAGUUGGACAUACAAAACAAAAGAUUUAAUCAUUUCGGUACACCAAAUCAAAGAUUAAUUCAUAAUCCAGGCAUGGUUAGCUUCUUUCCUCAAGAACCUAAGCAAAUAGCUUCACAGUAUUUCAAUGCAGAAAUUUCAAAAAACAAUAUUACAUCAUUUGGAGUCUAAAGAUAAAAUAAAGAAGAAUUCGCACUUUAAUAGCCAAAUAUUGAUUUUUCAAGUACUAUGCAUAAAAAAUUCCCUAAAAUUGCGCAGAUUAAGAAAGUUAUGCAAAUGUUGAUUAUGAUUAGUCUAAGUACUUUGAGAAACAAUAAAUAGAAAAGCAUGGUAUGGUCUCUCGUCACAAUUAUUUAUUCGAAUAGCAAACACAUAAUACCCAAAACCCAUUAGAAACUCAUCAAGAUACCAGAUUAUAUGAGAGAACAAUGCCAGACAAGAGUUCUAGUUUAACUUAAGAACUUAAAUUUGAUAGUUAUGGCUGCUUUAUUGAUCUAUAUUAAAAUCAGCAUUUAAUAAGCAAAGAUCAAAUUUUAAUGA